GUAGCAUAAAUAACAACAAACACUGAAACAAACAUAACAAAACAAAAUCAAGCAAGAAAGAAAGAAAAUGAACUAUGAAGGAUACAACGAACAACAUCAAAUCAGAUUAGAAGAAAAUCAAAAUCAAACAAUCAACUUCAAGAACGAUUUCUUGAUUAGAAUCAAAUUAUUCCUAAGAUCGAUCAGAAGAACUCAAAAGAAAUUUAUAAUUCUUAACUUAUUAUUAUUUAUCACUUCGAUCAGUUUGAUUAGUUUAAUACUUUAUUCAAAACAAACUAAAAAUGAAUUAUUAAAGUUAACCAAAGUAUCAUUCUUAUCAACCUCAAGCACAAGCACUCAACCCGAUGGUUUAUUACCAAUCACAAGAGAAGUUUUGGAAAAACUUGAUCAACUUCAAAAUAGUUUUGAUGAAGAAGAUGGAGUUCAUCAAGAUUCUCAAAGCACAAUCGAUCCAUCCAAUCAAAAGAUGCCAAUGGUCACUUCACUUCCGACCAAACCAUCUCCUGCAACACAUUCAUCAAAUACUCAUCAUUCAAGUAUUCCAGCAGAAGAAUUAGAUCGAUCGAUUUGUCCAAAUCAAACUUCAUUAGGAUUAUCUUGUUCAUUUCUCUUACCUGGUUUCAUUGGAGAACAAGAAACAAAAGCUCAAGUUCAUUUACAUCAAUUAGGUUUACUUGCCAUCCAAUUAAAUCGAACGUUAGUCUUACCCAACGUUAGUAAGAGUAGAAUGGGAACUUGUUUGAGUUAUCCAUUUGAUCUUUAUUAUCAAACUGAAAGUUUAAAUCGAUUAGGUAUUCAUACGAUUAGUUAUCAUGAAUUUAUUGAUUGGACUUUCAAUCGAUUUCCAAAUCCUUCGGCUCAAUUGGUUUCUAUCUCAGAUUCUAAAAUCCAUCAUUCUGAUCAUACAUUAGUGAAAAUCGAAUCGGAUUCCAUUGAGACAUAUCUUUCCAAAUUACCUAGUUAUAUAUCGAUACAUUGGAGACAAGAAACUUUAUCGAUUGAAAGAUUAAAGAAAUGUUCAAGCUCAUUGAUUCCAAGACUUUUGAAAAUCCAAAAAUCAUUUCCAAGUUUAACUUCAAUUUAUCUUUCAACUGAUUAUCCCAUAGAAGAAGUUUUAAAUCCAAAACAAACUGUCAUAGCUCAUAGUAGUACAUUUUCAAAAUUGAUUACUCAAGAUCAUCAUGUGUUGAUGAAAACCCUCUUUUCUGAAAUCCAUCAAAUUCAAUCCGAUUUAAAGUUUUUUAGUUUUGAUCAACUUAUUAAACAAAUCGAUUUGAACGAAGAAAUGAUUAAGAAAUUAAUCAAAUUACCAAACGUGAUGGAAUUAAUCAAAUUGAAUAAACUAAUCCCAAGCAACAAAGAUUCAAAAGUGAAUGAAAAAGAUCUGGUCAUUUAA
This is a messenger RNA of Melampsora larici-populina 98AG31, 1396 nucleotides long. RefSeq lists its product as uncharacterized. The record is from RefSeq and is a predicted model, not a curated record. NCBI's taxonomy places the organism in Eukaryota, Fungi, Basidiomycota, Pucciniomycetes, Pucciniales, Melampsoraceae. The transcript is spliced from 2 exons. The coding region runs from base 68 to 1396 and encodes 442 amino acids.